AUGUCCACCACCACCGGAGCAUUUAUUGCGGGAGGUCUGGCAGCAUGUGGUGCGGUAACAGUUACACACAGCUUCGAAACCGUUAAGAUCCGAUUGCAGCUGCAAGGAGAACUUCAAUCGAAGCAAGAAGCAGUCCGGAAAUACAAGGGCGUUUUCCACGGCGUCAAGGUCAUUCUUCAAAAUGAAGGACCUCGGGGCCUCUUCCGAGGUAUCGGAUCAGCCUAUAUCUAUCAAAUUCUCCUAAAUGGCUGUCGUCUUGGUUUCUAUGAACCGCUGCGGGUAGGGAUCACCAGAGCGAUUUACAAAGACUCAAGUCGCCAAUCCCUCGGCAUAAAUGUCUUCUCUGGAGCUGCUUCAGGGGUAUUGGGUGCUGCGGCUGGCUCCCCGUUUUUCCUGGUGAAAACACGACUCCAAUCCUAUUCCCCAUUCCUUCCUGUGGGAACACAACAUAUGUAUAGAAACUCGUGGGACGGACUGCGACAAAUCCAUGCCGCUGAGGGUGUGAAAGGUCUAUAUCGCGGCGUCACCGCUGCGAUGGUCCGUACCGGGUUUGGUAGCUCCGUACAACUUCCUACAUAUUUCUUCGCGAAACGGCGAUUAAUUAAACAUCUCGGAAUGGAAGAUGGCCCGGCCUUGCAUCUGACAAGUAGCUCGUGCAGUGGUUUUGUCGUCUGCUGCGUCAUGCACCCUCCGGAUACCAUCAUGUCACGAAUGUAUAACCAAACCGGAAACCUCUAUAAGGGAGUGUUCGACUGCCUCUACAAAACCAUUACUAAAGAAGGCAUUCUUGCCAUAUACAAAGGAUACUUUGCCCACUUGGCACGUAUCCUACCCCAUACGAUUUUGACACUGAGUUUGGCUGAACAAACCAACAAACUUCUGCGAAGACUCGAAGAUCACAUCCUACCAGACUCCAUCAGAGAAAAAAUAUAA
Molecule: messenger RNA, 933 nt
Organism: Paracoccidioides brasiliensis Pb18
Exons: 6
Coding region: 1-933 (310 amino acids)
Source: RefSeq, a predicted model, not a curated record